AUGCUUUCGCGAGCAGCUCUCCGAGCCGUUCAAUCCUCUACACAUCUUCGCCAUGCAUCUCCGUUAAUACCGGCUACAUCUUCUCGAUUACGGACGUACGCCUCUGGCUCCAAACCACCUCGUGCUCCCCCACCACCUCCUCUCGCCGCCUCAAAACCCGCCCGCAGACCCGCGCCCCCUCCUCCAAAGCCCGCGCAACAGCCGUCAAAAGGUGCGAGACAGACAUCCCCAGGUACCUCAUUCCCCAAAGACCAGACAUGGAAGCCUCAAGAUGGGAUCAAGCUGGGCGGUCCGGCCGCUGCCACCGUUUCCGGCGCGGGACAACCGGUGGGUCAGGCUGUGGGUAAAGACGAAGCCGCAAGCCUGGAGCCCGAUGAAGUCACAUCGGACAGGGUGGUCGACAGCGGUUUGAAACAAGAUGUGAAGGGAGAGAAGCCGUUGGCGCAGGAAAUCAACGCGGAUGGCCCGGAGCCUGGAGACAUUCGACAUCAGACUCACGAAGCGCAGGCGCAAGCCGAGAAUAUCCCUCAGCAUCCGUCUGAGCCGACGGAGGCGCAGAGCCGGCCACAGCAGCCUUUGCCUGACCUGCGGCAGGGCAUCCCAAGCACCUUCAAUCUCGAGUUCGGACAGGGCAAGCAAGCCUCACAGCGUGCGGAAGCCGAGAGUGGUCAGAAUCCGGAGCUCGAUUUGACCUAUGAAGCAUCGGAGGGACAGCAACAGCGCGAUCGCGGAGAGAGAGACUACGACAACUCUGCCUAUGAAACGUCUCUGGACCGUCGACGGGCGCGACUUGCAAACUACAUGUACGCCACCAUCCUUGCAGCGGCCGUGGGAGGCGCUUUCUGGUUUUCCCGGCCCUUUGGUGCCGAGGAAGGACAUCCCGCGUCUCUCUCGCCCGAAGAAGCAUCCGGGUGGUCUCCGGGCAAAAUGUACGCUCGUGUUCGUGCGCGCUGGGGAGAUCAAUUAGGGUAUUACACGGAGCCGGCCUUCCCCAAGCUCCUCCCCGAAAUGCCGGAGAACCAGCGACCGCCGUUCACUCUCGUCAUCGCUCUUGAAGACCUCAUGAUUCACACCACCUGGGACCGGGAGCACGGCUACCGUACGGCCAAACGCCCAGGCCUCGACUACUUCAUCCGCUACCUGCAACAAUACUACGAGCUAGUCCUCUUCACGAACGUUCCGCUCGCAAUGGCCGACCCAGUCAUCCGCAAGCUCGACCCCUACCACUUGAUCAUGUGGUCGCUGGGCCGCGAAGCAACCAAGUACGAAGGAGGCGAGUACGUGAAAGACCUCGCGUACCUCAACCGCGACCUCAAGAAAGUCCUGAUCGUCGACACCGAGAAGCGCCACGUCAAAAACCAGCCCGAAAACGCCAUCGUCAUUCCCAAAUGGUCCGGCGAUCCCAAAGACCCGCACACCAAGGACCUCGUCGCCCUCAUUCCUUUCUUGGAGUACGUAGCGACGAUGGGCAUCGACGACGUGCGCACGGUCCUCAAGUCCUUCGAAGGCACCGCUGUACCGGAAGAGUUUGCUCGUCGGGAAGCCGAAGCGCGCAAGAAGUUCCACGCCCAAUUAGAAGAGGAGCGCAAGAAGCGGCCUAAGCGCUCGCUCGGAUCGCUGGGCUCGGCGUUGGGAAUCAAAUCGAGUCCGCAGAUGGGCGGCGGUAUGGUUCUCGCGGAUGGCCAGAGCGUGGCGGAAGGCUUUGCGCAGGGCAAGAUGCUGAGCGAUCAGAUUCGCGAGCAGGGGCAGCGGCAGUACGAGUAUAUUGAGAAGCAGAUUCGCGAGCAUGGAGAGCAGUGGUUGAAGGAUGAGAAGGAGGAGACGGACAAGAUGAUGCAAGCCGAGAUGAAGAACAUGAAGAAGUCAUGGUUUGGCUUCAUGGGCGGCAGCGGUGGUGGCGGCGAGGCGAAGAAGGAGUAG
Neohortaea acidophila is the source of this 1920-nucleotide messenger RNA. RefSeq lists its product as uncharacterized. Lineage: Eukaryota; Fungi; Ascomycota; Dothideomycetes; Mycosphaerellales; Teratosphaeriaceae. Gene Ontology annotation, molecular function: phosphoprotein phosphatase activity. Bases 1 to 1920 code for a protein of 639 amino acids. The record is from RefSeq and is a predicted model, not a curated record. The transcript has 2 exons.